GACGUCUACGCCCUCCCCGUCACUGGUUUCGCCUGCGGCUCCGUGUUGCUCUCCUACUUCAUGCUGGACGGGAUCUUCCUUGACUCGUCCUUCCUCCACACUUUCUUCCACCUUGCCCUCUCCGCCAUCGUGGCGCUGCGCUCCUCCGGGGCAAGGGUGGACAAGCUUGCGGUGCCACAGUUCGCUUUCAGACAGCACGACCAG
Prorocentrum cordatum is the source of this 204-nucleotide messenger RNA. The record is from the annotation of a GenBank genome assembly. Lineage: Eukaryota; Dinophyceae; Prorocentrales; Prorocentraceae.